CUUUAGAAGAUUUCUUUAAAUUCUGAGUUUCCAAAUGAAGAAAGAUGAUACAAUCAACAAUGGGACACAAACAAAGCGUUGACUCUAGAGGCAAAGGCCGAAAAGUUCCCGGUUCUUCGUCGAUGGUGCAAAAACAUAGAGUUGAAUCUAGCGGAGGAGCUAUCAUCUCCGGACCGUCACUGUUCGAUAACUUACCGGAGGAUUGCAUCUCCAACAUCAUCUCUUUCACGAGUCCUCGUGACGCUUGCGUUGCAGCUUCGGUUUCGAAAACCUUUGAAUCGGCUGUUAAUUCCGAUAGCGUAUGGGACAAGUUUCUUCCAUCGGAUUAUUCAUCUCUAGUUCCUCCAUCUCGAGUUUUCUCAUCGAAGAAGGAGCUCUAUUUCGCUAUAUGCGACAAUCCUGUUCUAGUCGAAGAUGGCGGAAAGAGCUUCUGGUUAGAGAAAGAGAAUGGGAAAAAGUGUUUCAUGUUAUCUCCGAAGAAAUCUAUGUGGAUCACAUGGGUUAGUACUCCUCAGUAUUGGCGAUGGAUUUCGAUUCCUGAAGCUAGGUUUGAAGAAGUACCAGAGCUGCUCAAUGUGUGUUGGUUUGAGGUCCGAGGGGGAAUGAAUACUAAAGAACUAUCUCCUGGAACCCGUUACUCGGCUUACAUUGUGUUCAAGACAAAGAAUGGAUGUCCUAAUUUGGGGGAUGUGCCAGUAGAAGCUACUGUUGGAUUGGUGGGACAAGAAUCUUCUCAAAGACACAUAUACUUUGUUGGGCCUUCGGAUCAAAGGAGAGACAGAGAAACGAGAGAUGUAACGAGACCAACUAAAAGAAAAGAUGGUUGGAUGGAAGCUGAGCUUGGUCAAUUCUUCAAUGAGUCAGGUUGUGAUGUUGUUGACACAAGUAUUCUUGAGAUUAAGACUCCUUAUUGGAAGCGCGGUUUGAUCAUUCAAGGAAUCGAAUUCCGUCCCACCAAAAGCCUGUUCUAUAUAUAAUCAAGUGAAAAACUUUGUUGUAUGGGUAACACUACCUGUUUUUAGUUUUUGGAUAUUGCACUGUGUUUGAUUUGGAUGUUCAUUAUAUAAGCAAGUGAAAAACUUUGUUGUAUGGGUAACACUACCUGUUUUUAAUUUUUGGAUAUUGCACUGUUUGAUUUGGAUGUUCAU
Molecule: messenger RNA, 1148 nt
Organism: Arabidopsis thaliana (thale cress)
Lineage: Eukaryota; Viridiplantae; Streptophyta; Magnoliopsida; Brassicales; Brassicaceae
Gene: PP2-B2
Product: phloem protein 2-B2
Exons: 3
Coding region: 45-977 (310 amino acids)
Source: RefSeq, marked reviewed